Molecule: messenger RNA, 5900 nt
Organism: Lepus europaeus (European hare)
Lineage: Eukaryota; Metazoa; Chordata; Mammalia; Lagomorpha; Leporidae
Gene: DAAM1
Product: dishevelled associated activator of morphogenesis 1
Exons: 25
Coding region: 151-3354 (1067 amino acids)
Biological process (GO): actin cytoskeleton organization
Cellular component (GO): stress fiber
Molecular function (GO): actin binding; small GTPase binding
Source: RefSeq, a predicted model, not a curated record
GUGAUGUCACCUGCGGGUCGGUAACCUAGGGCAGCUGUGAAGGAAACUAUUGAACCCGAUCCCAACGUAUCCAGCGCGAGGAGUCGCCUUUCCGGCAUGCAGGGGCUGCUCAGCAUUUAGUCUCAUCAAGCAGUAGAAGAGAAUUCAGCCAUGGCCCCAAGGAAGAGAGGUGGUCGGGGGAUUUCGUUCAUCUUUUGCUGUUUCCGGAAUAAUGACCACCCAGAAAUCACUUACCGGCUGCGAAACGAUAGCAACUUUGCGCUUCAGACCAUGGAGCCAGCGUUGCCGAUGCCCCCUGUGGAGGAGCUGGAUGUCAUGUUCAGUGAACUUGUGGAUGAACUUGACCUCACAGACAAACACAGGGAGGCCAUGUUUGCACUUCCAGCUGAGAAGAAAUGGCAAAUAUACUGUAGCAAAAAGAAGGAACAGGAAGAAAACAAGGGAGCCACAAGUUGGCCUGAAUUCUACAUCGACCAGCUCAACUCCAUGGCUGCUAGAAAGUCUCUGCUGGCUCUAGAGAAGGAAGAAGAGGAGGAGAGGAGCAAAACUAUAGAGAGCUUGAAGACGGCACUGAGGACAAAACCAAUGAGGUUUGUAACCAGGUUCAUCGACCUGGAUGGCCUGUCAUGCAUCCUCAACUUCCUAAAGACUAUGGACUACGAGACCUCAGAGUCUCGAAUACACACCUCUCUCAUCGGCUGUAUAAAGGCUCUAAUGAACAACUCUCAAGGUCGGGCUCACGUCCUGGCCCAUUCUGAGAGUAUCAAUGUCAUUGCUCAGAGUCUGAGCACAGAAAACAUUAAGACAAAGGUGGCCGUGCUGGAAAUCUUGGGCGCCGUGUGCCUGGUUCCCGGGAGCCACAAGAAGGUGCUGCAGGCCAUGCUGCACUACCAGAAGUAUGCCAGUGAAAGGACCCGCUUUCAGACAUUAGUUAAUGAUUUAGAUAAAAGCACUGGGCGGUAUCGAGAUGAAGUGAGUCUCAAGACGGCCAUCAUGUCCUUCAUUAAUGCAAUGCUAAGCCAAGGAGCAGGAAUGGAGAGUCUGGACUUUAGACUUCAUCUUCGCUAUGAAUUUCUGAUGUUAGGAAUUCAACCUGUAAUAGAUAAAUUAAGAGAACAUGAAAAUUCAACAUUAGAUAGGCACUUAGACUUUUUUGAAAUGCUCCGAAAUGAAGAUGAACUAGAAUUUGCCAAAAGAUUUGAACUGGUUCAUAUAGAUACAAAAAGUGCGACUCAGAUGUUUGAGCUGACCAGGAAGAGGCUGACUCAUAGCGAGGCUUAUCCUCAUUUCAUGUCCAUCCUGCACCACUGCCUCCAGAUGCCUUAUAAGAGGAGUGGCAACACUGUUCAGUACUGGCUGUUACUCGAUAGAAUUAUACAGCAGAUAGUCAUCCAGAAUGACAAAGGACAGGACCCUGACUCCACACCUUUGGAAAACUUUAAUAUUAAGAAUGUCGUUCGGAUGCUGGUUAAUGAGAAUGAAGUUAAGCAGUGGAAGGAACAAGCAGAGAAAAUGAGAAAAGAGCACAGCGAGCUACAACAGAAGCUGGAGAAGAAGGAGCGAGAAUGUGAUGCCAAGACCCAGGAGAAGGAAGAGAUGAUGCAGACCCUCAAUAAAAUGAAAGAGAAACUUGAAAAGGAGACUACAGAGCAUAAGCAAGUCAAGCAGCAGGUGGCCGACCUCACGGCCCAGCUCCAGGAGCUCAGCAGGAGGGCAGUCUGUGCUUCAAUCCCGGGUGGACCCUCGCCUGGAGCUCCAGGGGGCCCCUUUCCUUCCUCUGUACCCGGCUCUCUCCUUCCCCCUCCUCCCCCACCCCCACCAGGUGGGCUGCUUCCUCCUCCUCCACCUCCCCUGCCUCCUGGGGGCCCUCCUCCUCCCCCAGGGCCUCCUCCACUGGGGGGAAUCAUGCCGCCUCCUGGUGCUCCAAUGGGCCUGGCUCUCAAGAAGAAGAACAUUCCUCAACCCACAAACGCCCUGAAGUCCUUCAACUGGUCGAAGCUGCCUGAGAACAAACUGGAAGAAACAGUGUGGACUGAAAUUGAUGAUACGAAAGUCUUCAAAAUUCUAGAUCUCGAAGACCUGGAAAGAACUUUCUCUGCCUACCAGAGACAGCAGAAAGAAGCAGAUUCCAUUGAUGACACACUGAGUUCCAAACUUAAAGUCAAAGAGCUUUCAGUGAUUGAUGGUCGAAGAGCUCAGAACUGCAACAUCCUUCUGUCAAGGUUGAAAUUAUCCAAUGAUGAAAUCAAGCGGGCAAUCCUGACAAUGGAUGAACAGGAAGAUCUGCCCAAGGACAUGCUGGAGCAGCUUUUGAAAUUUAUUCCCGAGAAAAGCGAUAUUGACCUAUUGGAGGAGCAUAAACAUGAGUUGGAUCGGAUGGCCAAGGCUGACAGGUUCCUUUUUGAGAUGAGCCGAAUUAAUCAUUAUCAGCAAAGGCUGCAGUCGCUGUACUUCAAAAAGAAGUUUGCAGAGCGUGUGGCAGAAGUGAAACCUAAAGUGGAAGCAAUCCGUUCUGGCUCAGAGGAGGUGUUCAGGAGUGGCGCCCUCAAGCAGUUGUUAGAGGUGGUUUUGGCACUUGGAAAUUAUAUGAACAAAGGGCAAAGAGGCAAUGCCUAUGGAUUCAAAAUAUCCAGCCUAAACAAGAUUGCCGACACGAAGUCCAGCAUUGACAAGAACAUUACCCUUUUGCACUAUCUCAUAACUAUUGUGGAAAAUAAAUAUCCCAAGGUUCUCAAUCUAAAUGAAGAAUUGAGAGAUAUUCCACAAGCAGCAAAAGUAAACAUGACUGAGCUGGAUAAAGAAAUGAGCACCCUGAGAAGUGGCUUGAAGGCCGUAGAGACAGAGCUUGAGUACCAGAAGUCUCAGCCCCCGCAACCCGGAGACAAGUUUGUGUCUGUGGUCAGCCAGUUCAUCACCGUAGCCAGCUUCAGCUUCUCUGACGUUGAAGAUCUUCUAGCAGAAGCUAAAGACCUGUUUACUAAAGCAGUGAAGCACUUUGGGGAAGAGGCUGGCAAAAUACAGCCAGAUGAGUUCUUCGGCAUUUUCGAUCAGUUUCUUCAAGCCGUGUCAGAAGCCAAGCAGGACAACGAAAACAUGCGGAGGAGGAAGGAGGAGGAAGAGCGCCGGGCUUGCAUGGAAGCUCAGCUCAAAGAACAACGUGAAAGAGAACGUAAAAUGAGAAAAGCAAAAGAGAACAGUGAAGAAAGCGGAGAGUUUGAUGACCUUGUUUCAGCGUUACGCUCAGGAGAAGUGUUUGACAAAGAUCUGUCUAAACUGAAACGGAAUCGCAAACGCAUCACCAGCCAGAUGGCGGAUAGCAGCCGGGAGAGACCAGUCACAAAGCUUAAUUUCUGAUUUUCUCUGAGUACUUUUCUAGAACGCUCAUUGCCAGACCUUUGAAAUGACUAGACCAUUUCAUGACACUGCCCUGCAGUCCAAACAGUGGGAAUGUCUUCCUCCAUCUGUGAGUGAAUGUGUGUGUGUGUAAAUUUAUGGGUGUACAUAUAUGUAUUUAAAAGUGUAUAUAGAAGUCAGAGUGUUGUCUAGAGACCUAUAUGUAUGGUUUAAAAUGUUCUGUUGAUGUGUGUGCUCAGAGACCCUUCGUGUUUGCGUCAUAUUGAGUGUGGCUCACUGCUCACUUUCUUUCCCUGAUCACCCUGAUCACCAUCACUUUUCAGAAGCACAAUACUGUCUCCUAAGAGAUGACAGAGACAUUCCCUGGUGUAAAAAAAAGAAGAAGAAGAAGAAAAAGGAAAAAAAAAAAAGGCUUAUAAAAUAUUUUGUGGUUUCCAGGCUUGGUGUACUUUGAAAUUAUUUUCAUUGGUGGAACUGGAGUUGGAAAAAUAUAGACUUAAAAUGUUUUUGAUAGUUGGCAAUGUGAUGCUGGUAAUUGAUAGGACCAGAUUAGAAUUUCUGAUAUUGGUGCAGGGAUAUAGUCUAUAAAUGUUUAUUGAGAACAUCUUGCACACAAUUUGAAUUAUGUAGAAUGUCAAUCAGAAUUUCUUUAUAUAUUUAAAACUUGAACAUCCAUUUCCCCCCCUAACUUCAUCAAGUUUUCUGCCAAGUGCUCUUGAUGAAUUCUUUAAAUUGCUUUUGGGAAAAAAAAAAAAACACUAUUUAUCUAAAUGCAAUCCAUGCCCUUGUUAAAGGCUAGGAUUGCCAGAAUAUGCUUGUUAUAAAAAUAAAAUUUCCCACCCAAGGCUUAGAAGAAUUAUUCUCCGAAGGUAAUAAGAUUAUUAAAACAAAAUUUGUAUGGGGUGCCUUUCUUGGUAUUUUCUAUUUUCUGUCUUGUAGUGCAGGCUACAUCUUCUGUAAACAUAGACCUGGACUAAAGGACACAUAGUAUGCUCAAUGCGGGCAGUGUCAACAGAGAUGCCCAGCUCUGUUUAUCUCUAAGUAUAUUUGAAGUGGUUUGCUGUUUAUAUGUUGUCAUUUUAAAUUGUGUGUCAGUAAAGCUACCUGUAAAAUUUCAGUCCAAAAAAUAAAGCUCUCAGGGAGAACAAAACAAUGAACAUUAGAAAAUAAGAUGUAGAUGCUUACCAUUAACCUACCAACUCUUAAUAUCCUUAAAUUAUAUGCUAUAUAAAGAGGACUGUUACUUUUUGGAUACUUUGGGGAUUUUUUUGUUUUGGGGGUCUUUUUUUGCUUUCUUUUAUUUAUUUGUCGUGGGGGAGGGGGGUAACAUUUUCGCUUUUCUUUCCAUCAAUCCUGUUGUGGUUGGGUUUCCUGUGGAGGGAGUAGUUUGUCCAGUUGCACUAGAACAUUAUUUACUUGCUAAAUUGAGUUUUUCAGCCAAUUAACAAAUAUUUAUUAAGCACUUGCUAUGUACCAGGCAUAGUAGGGCUGCAAUCGUAAGCAAGACAGAACCCCUGUUCCCAAGGAGCAUAUGUUCUCAUGGGGUGUUAGGGGAGGAACAGAAUACCAGUGUGUGCACUGUACAGGAAUCGUACUGUUUAAAGAUAAUUUGUAUAAACUAUGAUGCUUAGUGCAGAUGGCAAGGUAUCUGUGCUAUGUGAAAGCUGUGAAAUAGUGCUCUAAGAGUUGUCAAGAGCUGCGGUUUUACAUUUUUUUCCUCAUUGCAAAAUUCCCAACAUCCUACACGUUUUGUGAAAGUGACUCUUGCAAAUGAAAGUCGCACGUGCAAAGCAGAGGUCGCCCUCCCCCGUCCCUUGUUUAACCAAGGUCUGCAAGUGCAGGAGUAAAGGCAUAGAGACUUAGAGAGUCCUGGAGAUGAGGAGGAGUGGGCUAUAGUGAUGGCUUUUGUCUGUUCCUUAACUUAAGUGCCUCUAUGUAUAUUCUUUUCUAUUUCUAGCAGGAGAAAUUUGGUCUGGCUCAAUUUUAGAACCAUAUUUUGACAAUGGCUUUGUCUUAGAGUUUAAGGAAUAGACAAGCGGAGGGAGAGUCACCUAAGGGAACAAGCUUGUGUCCAUGUCUCUCUUGGCCUUUUUAAGCAUCCUCAUCAUGACACAGCCAUCCUGGGAGGCCUUCUUUGCCAUUUCCACUUUUGGUUUCCUUUCCCGAAAACUGUGUGCAGGUAAUUCCUAUGUGCCAUGGUUGAAAAAACAACAAAACUACUUUUUAGAUUGGUGCUGGUAUAAGUAGCCACUUUUCUCUCUUGGGUGUGUAUUUUAAAGAUUUUUGUUUGUUUUUUAAAUUAAUGCCAAAAAUAAAAAGCAUUUUAAUUUGUAAACUUAAUUAUAUGUCUUGUAUCUUGUUAGCUUAGUAGUUGGAACAACUUAGUCUUUAGGUGCAAGACUGUUAUAGUACCAAGAAAAAUGUUGUAUGUGUUGAGACUGUACAUUUUUUAAAAAAAAUAGCAAUAUGCAAUAAAGAGAUGAAUUCAUUGGGUGUACAUAUAUGCUUUCUAAUAUUAUUAAAAGAACAUCAUCAAACUUGUUUGU